Poecile atricapillus (Black-capped chickadee) is the source of this 1528-nucleotide messenger RNA. Its product is annotated as serpin B10-like. NCBI's taxonomy places the organism in Eukaryota, Metazoa, Chordata, Aves, Passeriformes, Paridae. The transcript is spliced from 8 exons. The record is from RefSeq and is a predicted model, not a curated record. Gene Ontology annotation, biological process: negative regulation of endopeptidase activity. Gene Ontology annotation, molecular function: serine-type endopeptidase inhibitor activity. The coding region runs from base 281 to 1519 and encodes 412 amino acids.
ACAAAAGUGUUUGUAGAAAUACUUAAGCAGUCACUUUUGUAAAAUUCUUGUAUGGUAUCAUUCUUACCAUCACUUCACAUCCUACUCUGAGGUGAUUCAGUUCUUCCGCAGGGAUGUGGCCUAUAGGUCAUAUUACAUUGCAGAAUCUUGAGUCAUAAGAACCUUUGCAGAACCGGCCAGGCGCACUAUAAAUUCAUCCUACCCUUCAUGUGAACUGCAGAAACCUUGGAGACACGCAGAGCAGCAGUGUUUCUCCCUGCACAAAACAAGCUUCAGGACAAUGGAUGUAUUGAAUAAAGCAAACACAAGCUUUGCUCUUGACUUUUUCAAACAACAAUGUCAGGAAGAUGGUAAUAAGAAUAUUUUGUUCUCUCCUUGGAGUAUUUCAUCUGCCCUGGCUACUGUUUAUUUGGGAGCCAAAGGUAACACUGCAGAUCAGAUGGCAAAGGUACUUCACUUUAACAAAGCUGAAGGAGCCAAAAAUGUCACCACAACCAUAAGGAUGCAAGUGUAUUCCAGAACAGAACAAAGUCUGUCAAAUCAACGUGCUUGUUUCCAGAAGACAGAGAUUGGCAAAUCAGAUAACAUCCACACUGGAUUUAAAGCCCUCAGCUUUGAAAUCAACCAACCCACUAAAAAUUACCUACUUAAAAGUGUCAACCAGUUGUAUGGAGAAAAAUCAUUGCCUUUCAGUAAGGAAUACUUAAUGUUAGCCAAGAGAUAUUACAGUGCAGAGCCGCAAUCGGUUGACUUUGUGGGAGCAGCAGAUGCAAUCAGGAGAGAGAUCAAUUCCAAUGUUGAGAAACAGACUGAAGGUAAAAUCCAAAAUCUGCUGCCUUCUGGAUCUGUAGAUUCACUCACCAGGCUAGUCCUAAUAAAUGCACUCUACUUCAAAGGAAACUGGGCAACAAAGUUUGAAGCUGAAGCUACCAGGCAAAGACCUUUCAGAAUAAACAUGCAUACAACUAAACCAGUGCCCAUGAUGUAUCUGAGGGAUAAAUUUAACUUAAACUACAUAGAAUCAGUUCAGGCUGAUGUUCUUGAGCUUCCAUAUGUCAACAACGACCUCAGCAUGUUUAUCCUGCUACCGAGUGACAUCUCUGGCUUACAAAAGCUAGAAAGAGAAUUGACUUUUGAAAACCUGUCUGCAUGGACGAAUCCAGAACUAAUGGAGAAAAUUAACACGGAAGUUUAUCUGCCCAGGUUCAUGUUAGAAGAGAAAUAUGACCUCAAAUCUACUUUGAGUAGGAUGGGGGUACAAGAUGCCUUCACAGAAGGUCAAGCUGAUUUCACAGCAAUGUCCAAGACUGGUGAUCUGUUUUUGUCACAAGUUUUUCACAAGUGUUACCUGGAAGUCAAUGAAGAAGGCACAGAGGCAGCAGCCGCCAGCUCGGCAACACUGGCAUCACGAACUGUUGGUGCUACUGUUCUCUUUUUGGCAGAUCACCCUUUCCUCUUCUUUAUCAGGCACAACAAGACCAAGACUAUCCUCUUCUUGGGAAGGUUUUCUUCUCCCUAGGAACUUGAU